AUGGCGACUUCGCGCUUUGCAUCGAUCACCUCUUCUAUCGCGAGAGAUAGUAGCGAGGGCAUUCUAGUCUCCUCCCUUGCGGCGAGUCGCCCCAGUCCGACGAUUCGCCAAUCCCUCCUACAUCUUCGCGCGAUUUCCCGCAUCGCGAUCCUCGUAAUAACUUCGCUUCUGGCCGUCUCUUUAUUAUCCAUCACGUCCGACGCAUCGCCUCUUCCCGACGCGUCGGCAGUUCCAGACGCACAGCCUCUCCCUGGCGCGCCUCACUCGCAGCCAACUGCCAGCUUCCUCCCAGAAACCUCUUAUUCCGAACCAAUUCCCGCGGAAAACCCGCCGGGAUCUAGCACGCCCAUCCCCGAACCUCUCUCCUCGCUCCAAACGCAGUCUGUUCAGAACCUCUCAUUGCCUUCCUCUGAGGUCCUGUCGACGGCUCCAGAUGACGGCACAGCGGCCGCGCUGUCGAAGCUGAUAGGAGCGGACGGCACGCCGGGGAAGGUGUUCAACUUGGGGCCGUAUAAGCCGGUGGAGCGAUCGUCCAUUGGCGGGCCUAUGUUCAUUUUCAAGCACGGGUGGGCAACCCGCAACUUCUGGUUUUCGGGCAUGCUCAAGAGGGUGGUGUCCCAUGGCUACAUUGUGGUGGCUCCUCAGAUGUACCCGCUCAUCGGCCUCACAGGAGCCGUCUACGAGAUGAAGGGAUCCUGUGCCGUCAUUCGCUGGCUCAAAGACAACCUCAAGAAUUGGCUCUCCCGCCACCCGAUCCUCCACCGACGAACCAAAGCCUCGCCCGAUUGGUCCAAAUUUGCCCUGACCGGCCACAGCCGCGGCGGGAAAGUUGCGUUCGGCGUGCUCCGGAAACUUUUUUGCAAAUCGGUGGUGCCGAUUAAAGCGCAGUUUCUAAUUGACCCGGUUAACGGCGGCGGGGAAAGAAGCUCCAGGAAGUCUGGGGAUUCGGUGCUUACGUAUGUCCCGAACUCGAUUCAAUUCUCCGGUCCGGUGGCUGUGUUGGGAGCGGGACGAGGAGGUUCAUGUGCUCCUGAAGGGGACAACUACAAAGAGUUUUACUCUGAUUUGGUUGGCCCGGCGUGGAAAUUCGUCGUGCCCGAGUAUGGACACGCUGAUUUUUUCAAUAAUUGGCUCGGCCCUGGGAUUACUUUUAUUUCUAAGCACUUCUGUAAGAAUGGGCCGGCGAGAAAGCCGAUGCGGGUGGUGACUGCCGGGCUGAUGGUGGCGUUCUUUCAGGCCAAGCUUCUAGACGACUCGGCAGAUUUGGAUGAUCUCAUGGCCAACCCAGGCCACUCCCCAGCCCUCUCAUGCCUCUCCCCUUCCUCUCCCCCUUCCCUCCAGUUCGCCCCUCCAAAGCCCCUGCGCCUGUGGGUGCCAGUCUCCUCAUCGCAGCUCUCCGCGCCCCUCCUGGUCUUCCAACAUGGCUUUGCUGCCAAGACGCAUUUCUACUCGCAGUUGCUCUCGCGCAUUGCAUCCCAUGGCUUCAUUGUCGUUGCUCCUCAGAUGUACCCCUUUAUAGGCCGAUCCAACACAAGGCCGGAGAUGAGAGGCAGUGUACGCGUGAUCACAUGGGUAAGGGCGAACCUUGACACAUGGCUGCAACAGAAGAAACAGAAACGACCAUUCGUGGGUGCCAAGGUGGCAUUCGGUGUAACACGUAACAUCGUCUCGCCCUCCUCCCCUGUUCCCAUCACUGCCCUCCUCCUUUUCGACCCUUCAGACGGCACCUCAAAUACCUCCAAAAAUGUGCCGCCCGUUCUCGUGCACAGGCCCAACUCCCUUGUCGUUUCUGCCCCAGUUCUGAUCGUAGGCUCGGGCCUCGGUCCGAUCCCAAAAGGUCCCGGGCUGCCCGCCUGCCCGCCCAAAUAUUUCGGGCACAAGACAUUUUUUUCUGACCUAGCGGGACCUGCCUAUUAUUUUGUGGUGCCCCAGUACGGGCACUUGGAUUUUUACGAUUAA
Messenger RNA from Closterium sp. Yama58-4, 1959 nucleotides. The record is from the annotation of a GenBank genome assembly. NCBI's taxonomy places the organism in Eukaryota, Viridiplantae, Streptophyta, Zygnematophyceae, Desmidiales, Closteriaceae.